Stylophora pistillata is the source of this 644-nucleotide messenger RNA. Its product is annotated as modification methylase MunI-like. The record is from RefSeq and is a predicted model, not a curated record. Lineage: Eukaryota; Metazoa; Cnidaria; Anthozoa; Scleractinia; Pocilloporidae.
GCACUGAAGAGCAAAAAGCCCAAGUUGACGCUGGCGAGUCCAGUAUUAAGAAAGUCUACACUCAAAUACAGCGAGCCGAACGUUUAAAAAAGAAUCAAGCUACAGAAUGGCCAGAAGGUAAAUACAGAAUAAUAUACGCAGACCCACCUUGGAAGUAUGGAGAUGAACGUUCUGGUAUGGGCGGUGCUGUUGAUCAGUAUGAUCUUAUGGAAUUGGGAGAUAUAAAAGCAUUGCCAGUUGCGGACUUAGCAGAAGAUGAUGCAGUAUUAUUUAUGUGGGCUACUGCUCCGUUAAUGAGAGAGGCGUGGGAAGUUCUAGAUGCUUGGGGCUUUAAAUACAAGACUCAAUUGAUAUGGAAUAAGGGCAAGGGACCCGUGGGUAACUACUUUUCCGUAAAACACGAACAUUUAAUACUCGCAACGAAAGGAAGCUGUACUCCUGACGUAACAGACCGCCCUAAUUCAGUACAAACAAUAGAGCGCACUGGGCGUCAUUCAGAAAAGCCAGAAGAGUUUAGAAAUAUUAUUGAUACUUUAUAUACUUACGGCAACAAGAUAGAACUAUUUGCUCGCAAAAAAGUAGAAGGCUGGGAUGCUUAUGGAAAUGAAAUUCUAGAGAGUCAAGAACUAAAGAUUGCGGGGUAG